Molecule: messenger RNA, 1424 nt
Organism: Ipomoea triloba (trilobed morning glory)
Lineage: Eukaryota; Viridiplantae; Streptophyta; Magnoliopsida; Solanales; Convolvulaceae
Exons: 11
Coding region: 41-1291 (416 amino acids)
Source: RefSeq, a predicted model, not a curated record
UGAUUCAUUUUGAUUUACCUGCAGGCCAGGCCGGCCGGCCAUGUCUUCUCUAUCAUCACAAUAUUCAGCUGGUUUCUGGGCACAACUACUUUUCUUGGUUUUAUUAUAUUGCGGCAUUGGAGCGCCGCCGCAUGUGGGAAACGCAAGAGCGGCUACGCCCACCGUCAAAGUUGGUAACAUCUCGGAGCCGGAAGACGCUUCGUACUUUAGGAUAUACUAUGGCCAGUCCUUUAAGGUCAUCAAGAACAGUCUUGACGCCAAAAGUUAUCUCCUCAUUCAGAACAAUACAAGGAUGGCAACCAGAACUAAAUAUUGCACGUCUAGAAUAAAAUCAUUCGUCAUCCCAUUAGCAAACUACUCAAUACAGUCUGACUACUAUUUUCCAGUUUCUUUCUUCGAGCUGCUAGGGAUACUGGGAAACUUGAAAGGCAUGACAUCAGAUAUGGUGGCCUCACAGUGUGCACUAAAACUAUACCAUGAUGGGCAAGUAGAGACCAUUAACAAAAGUGAUUCUGAGCAGCUCAAACAAUAUGUAGUCCACUUCACUGGCAACACUGAUGAUGCACAACCCUGUAACGUCGCAACGUUUGUCCCCUCGGGCGAGGGGGCUCCUCUCCAGCGUGCAGAGUGGAUCAAGUAUGUGGGAGUUUACUCAAACCAAGAAUACAGAGCUAACCAAGUAUAUAAUGCAAUAAAGAGCAAUUAUUUGUGCUUGAGUAAAGCAGCAACCGGAAAGUCUGGUUCCCUUAAACCGACAGUAGCUUGGAUGGAGUACAACAAUGAGGGGGUAUGGUCUUUCACAAAAGAGGAUUACAAGCUAAAGUUUGUGGAGGAUGCAGGUGGAGUGAAUGUCGACGACUCCAUUAAUAAAAUCACAUACAACAUGUCUAUACCUGAUGACAUUGAAGAUUUUCAUGCCAUCUUAUGUACUGUGGAUGUAGUGAUUGAUGAAACAUACACCUAUGAUCCAAUGGCAUACAAUGUCUCCACAUUUCUCGGGAACAUUGAUGUGGAAGAUCAAUCUUGUCUCGCUUUCAUUUCGAAUCAAAGCUUGUGGAGAUAUGAUAAACGGGUACAAAACUACACAGUCCUAGAUUGGUAUGAUGGAGCUGUUUCUCAGCCCCAGUUGGCCUUAGCAGACAUGAUUGAAGCUCUAUUUCCCUCUGGGAAUUAUCAAACCACCUUUUUAAGAAACAUUGCAAAGGGAGAAGGGGUUAUAAGCAUCAGCCCUGAAAUGUGUGACAGAGAUAUUUCCACUGCCAUGGAGCCAACUAUUAUAGCUUGCCAGUAGAAUUGUUCAUUCCAUCAUAUUAGGAUAUUCAAAUGAUUUUGUGAUUCCAGGGUUGAUAAGAAACAUGAAUCUUGUGUGAAUUUUUAUCACUUACAAUGAACAUCUAUACUACCUUAUUUCCCCAUGUUCUGAA